AUGGCCUCAUCUGUCCCCUCGGCGCGGAGCGCCUAUCGUCAACUCCUCCGUGCCACUCGCAUUGCCUUCCGCGACGACAUCCGUGUUCUCAUCGCAGCCCGUCAAGAAGCCCGUCGGAAUUUUGACAGCCACCGCCGCCAAGGCAUCGACACCCCCAUGCAGAUCAACCACGCCAUCGAAGUGGCCAACAUCCUCAGACAUAACAUUGUCCAGGGCGUACGGGAAUCCGAGGACGAAGCCGCCCGGUGGGAACUACGGAUUCACGACGAAAUCGAGCGUGGUGACAACGACUCAAUCAAGGUCGGAGGCAAAAGUGUCAAGGUCGACAAGCCGUGCUCCGCCUAG
Messenger RNA from Aspergillus terreus NIH2624, 345 nucleotides. Its product is annotated as LYR motif-containing protein. Bases 1 to 345 code for a protein of 114 amino acids. Gene Ontology annotation, biological process: mitochondrial respiratory chain complex III assembly. NCBI's taxonomy places the organism in Eukaryota, Fungi, Ascomycota, Eurotiomycetes, Eurotiales, Aspergillaceae. The transcript is spliced from 3 exons. The record is from RefSeq and is a predicted model, not a curated record.